AUGUCCACUUUUAAUAUCUUAGAUAUUGUAAAGACCGCCCAAGAUGCGGGAAUUUCUCCAGCAGAUAUAAAUAAUUUAGUUGCACAUUUGAAAUUGCCUAACUUUUGUGAGAGCAAAGAUGAUAUUCAUGAUUAUCUUGCGCGUUUUGAGAAGAUUGCAGAAAUACAGAAUUGGGAGGUAGAACGUUAUCACAUUUACCUUGGAGCACAAUUGACAGGAAAAGCCUUAAAAACUUAUAUUAAUUUGCCUAAUAAUGUUCUUUCUAACUACGAAUUGGUUAAGGAUGCCUUGCUUAAAACUUAUUGCUUAGAUGCCGAGUCUUAUCGUAAGAAAUUCCGGGAAAGCAAAGUGAACGAGACAGAAUCGUAUGUUCAGCUAGUUACUAGAAUGGAACAGUACCUAAGAAAUUGGAUAAGUCUUAGUGAAGUGAGGGAGGAUUUCAACGACCUUUGUGACUUCCUUGUUAGAGACCAAUUGCUGAGCAACUGCUCUUUAGAUUUGCGGAUAUUUUUAAAAGAGCGAUUAUUUGACAACACUCUUGAUAUGGCACAAGCUGCCGACAGAUUCAGAGCUGCACAUCGCAAUAUUAAACCGCGGAAGACUUUCUCUGCGAGAGAAGAAACGAGCGAAAGGCGCGACGCAAAGUCCGACGUGGUAUGUCACAAUUGCAAAGCUACGGGGCACAUUCGACCUAAUUGUCCUGAAUUAAAAAGAUCGCGGUUGGGGUCAUCUAAGGUUAACUUCGUUUUUGAAUCGGAUCUUACUCCGCAGAACAGUGUUACCGACGAUGCGAUUUUAUUUAACAAACCUGUUAAUGCUCUCUUUGAUUCUGGAUGUUCAACUAUUAUAGUAAAAGAUUCGCUGAUUCCCCCGUAUGUAAAACGACGAAAGACCAUUACACUAUACGAUUACCUAGGUGUCGGCAAGACUUUUCCCGAAAUACGGUGCUUCAUAAAGAGUCGCUUUUUGACUGGAUGGGUGAAUGCCGUUGCGGCACCCAUCAAAUUCACUGACAUACUAAUCGGAAUGGUACCCGGGGUCAAGAUGCCAGCAUUAGAUUUAACGGGCAAGACUAAUAAUGGCAAAACUUCAGCGAUUGAUAAACAUGAAAUUGCAAGUGCCGAUAACUUAGUCAUGGAAAUUCAGACUCGAAGAGGUAAAAUGGCUGACCUUGCUAAACCUCGUGCCUUAAAUGUACCAGAACUUAUAAUUAAAGAUAUCACAAAACAAGAGCUGAUGGAAGAACAAGACAAAUGCAUAACUCUAAAUGACAUAAGAUCAAAAGUAGAGAGAGGGAGUAUAGUAAAUGUCAAACAUAGAUCAGUAAAGUAUGAAAAAGUUAACAAUCUCCUCUAUAGAAUUUGUCUUCAAAGUAAAAAUGAAAAUGAGAUUGGUAUGAAGCAAUUAGUUGUCCCUCGUAAGUUUAGACAUAUCAUCUUGUCAACGGCACACGAUUCCCCUGUUGCAGGACAUUUUUCGCAUCGUAAAACAUCUGAGAAGAUAUUUUACAAGUUCUUUUGGCCAGGCGCGGGUGCCGAUGUAAAGCGCUUUUGUCGUUCAUGUCAAACGUGUCAAAGAUCUUCCCCUAAAGGCAAAGUCAAGAAAGUACCGUUAGUGUCCAUGCCCGUGAUAAAUGAACCGUUUUCUCGCGUUGCCAUAGAUCUCGUAGGCCCGUUAUCACCUUCAGAAAGAGGCCAUCGGUAUAUCUUAACUCUAAUAGACUGCGCUACUCGUUUUCCUGAAGCUGUUCCUCUACGCAGUAUCGAUACGGUAACUGUCGCUGAAAACCUAAUUGAUAUAUUUUCGCGUGUCGGUAUUCCUAAAGAAAUCUUGUCAGACCGCGGCACACAGUUCAAGUCCGACCUUAUGAACGAGAUAAAUAGACUUUUGUGUGUAAAGGCUCUCUAUACGAGCCCGUAUCACGCUUGUUGCAAUGGCACAGUAGAGCGGUUUCAUGCAGUUUUGAAAUCCAUGUUAAGGAAACUAUGUAUGGAACAACCAAAAGACUGGGACCGAUACAUUCCCUCGGUGCUAUUUGCCUACCGUGAGAUUCCUAAUGACACUUUAAAGUUUUCUCCUUUUGAAUUGUUGUAUGGCCGUAGGGUUCGAGGACCACUUACAAUUUUGUAUGAACUGUGGACCAACGAUAAUCUGGACAGUAAUGUAAAGAACACCUAUCAGUAUGUGUUAGAUCUUCGAACUAAAUUAGAGGAAUCUGCUCAGUUAGCCUCAUCUCAUGCUAAGAUCAAUAGUAAUCUGUAUAAAGCCUACUUCGAUCGCGGCGCUAAAGCGCGCUCGCUCGCCGUUGGCGACGAAGUGCUCGUUUUGCUUCCUUCAACGCAUAACAAGCUUACUAUGCAGUGGAAAGGCCCAUACACCGUUAUUAAACGUCACGAUAACGGAGUAGAUUACUUAAUUAAAGUAAAGGGUAAAGCCAAACUUUACCAUAUUAACAUGAUGAAAAAGUUCAUUAAAAGGGAGGACAUUGAAACGCCUAAUGUUUGCCAGAUAUGUGUAGUAGAUGAUAUUGCUAGUGAUGACACGUGUGAUGUCUCUGUAAUGAGCAAUACGGUAACUAACUUUAAUAUCGGUGCAGAUCUAAAACCUGAUCAAAUAAAAGAGCUAAGGAACCUACUUGAUAAAUACCCAGAUGUAUUUUCAGAUAACCCUGGACUAACUAGCUCGGUAACGCACGAUAUCAAAUUAACUACCACCGAACCCGUACACCGCAAGCCUUACGCGAUUCCUCACCAUUUGAUUAAACCAUUUGAGGCAGAAGUACAGAGAAUGAAAGAACUUGGAGUGAUCGAACCAUCCGAUUCGCCGUACUGUUCGCCCGUAGUUCUCGUGAAAAAGUCGAAUAACACCUGGAGGUUCUGUGUUGAUUUCAGAGCUCUGAAUAAUAUUAGUCAAUUCGAUGCUGAACCGAUGCCUUUUAUGGACGAAGCGCUGGGAAACUUCACAUCAGAUAAGUUCUUCACAGAACUCGAUUUAUGUAAAGGUUAUUGGCAAAUUCCCUUAAGUGAACGAUCUAAGCCAUAUACUGCUUUUGCAACCAAGUACGGUUUAAUGCAGUUUGCGAGGUUGCCGUUCGGAUUGAAAACCGCAUGCGCGACAUUCGUGCGAUUAAUGAGGAAAGUAAUAAAGGGUCUAAAUAACACGGAUUGUUACUUUGAUAACAUUGUUGUUCACAAUGCUAAGUGGGAAGAUCACUUAAUCGACCUUACUAACUUGCUGAACAGGCUCCGUUUACAUGGAUUAACUGCAGGUCCUGAUAAAUGCUUCUUUGGCUACACAAAAAUUAAGUAUCUAGGUUUCACAUUGGGUGAUAACUGUUUAAGACCUGUUGAUGCUAAAAUUAAAGCUAUAAUAGAUAUGCCUCUCCCUAAAACAAAAAAGCAACUAAGGUCUUUCUUGGGAACAGUCUCGUUCUACCGUAAAUUUAUCCCUAAUUUUGCGGAUAUAGUAUCUCCUAUUAAUGUCUUGCUGAGAAAAUAUAGUAGUAAUGUGUUAAUAUUAAAUGAUGAACAGAUUGCAAGGAUCAAUUUAUUGAAGGAUAAAUUAAUUAACGCCCCAAUUCUCACAUUGCCCGAUUAUAACAAGCAAUUCUUUCUGAGAACUGAUGCUUCUGACACGGGCUUGGGUGCAAUCCUUCUGCAGGAAAUGAAUGGAGAAUUAAUGCCUGUCGCCUAUGCCAGCCGCGCACUAUUAGACCGCGAGACGUGUUACGCAGUUAUAGAACGCGAAUGCCUCGCUAUAGUUUGGGGAAUAGAAAAGUUUAAAUCUUACUUGUACGGUAAAGAAUUCAUUCUACAAACGGAUCAACAGCCAUUAACAUAUCUACUGAAUAUGAAGAAUAGUAAUGGCAGACUUAUGCGCUGGUCUCUCGCCUUGCAGGCAUAUUCUUUUAUAAUUCAGUAUAUCAAAGGUGUUGAUAAUGUAGGAGCUGAUCUCCUUAGUCGAUGUCCGCCAAGCAGAUCGUACCCUAGCAGUGCUCUACCACCUUGUCCUAACGACUCUCGGAGCCCUACAUCUUGGCCCUGUGAUUCUCGGUGCCUACGACUUUCGGUGCCCUACAUCUUGGCCCUGUGA
Molecule: messenger RNA, 4092 nt
Organism: Penaeus indicus
Lineage: Eukaryota; Metazoa; Arthropoda; Malacostraca; Decapoda; Penaeidae
Exons: 3
Coding region: 1-4092 (1363 amino acids)
Biological process (GO): DNA integration
Molecular function (GO): zinc ion binding; nucleic acid binding
Source: RefSeq, a predicted model, not a curated record